Suhomyces tanzawaensis NRRL Y-17324 is the source of this 1347-nucleotide messenger RNA. RefSeq lists its product as uncharacterized. Gene Ontology annotation, molecular function: protein binding. The transcript has a single exon. Gene Ontology annotation, cellular component: Golgi apparatus. The coding region runs from base 12 to 1280 and encodes 422 amino acids. NCBI's taxonomy places the organism in Eukaryota, Fungi, Ascomycota, Pichiomycetes, Serinales, Debaryomycetaceae. The record is from RefSeq and is a predicted model, not a curated record. Gene Ontology annotation, biological process: Golgi organization.
CUUCGUCAUUCAUGUUUUCGUUUGCAAAGAAAUUGGUAGACAGAUUUGAAGGGACGGGCUCUGCUGAAAACAGUGGACCCGAUUCGUAUUUCAAAAAUGCAUUACAAUUGAAUAACAAAGGACAUGGAUUGAGAGUAUUAAAUGUGGUACCACACUCCUUAGCACAUACCAAUGGCUUUGAAUCCUGGUUCGACUACAUUAUCAAAAUCAAUGGUCACGAGCUCCCCAUGGCAAACCCCUCGUUGUCGGCAUAUCCUUACAGCAUUCAUGAAGGAGGAUACAUAGUGUAUCAGGGGAACAUUACUCCUGAACAAGCAAGUGCAGUCGACACUGAAUUGUUGCGUCAGGAAAUUAGUACUCUUGCUAAGAAUGAGAAGCCUUUGACCUUUGAUGUUUGGAACGCCAAGGGUGGUGUGGUAAGACAGAUCACGGUUCCUUUGAAUAAGGUCCAGCUGGAGAAUCAAGCGAGUCAAGACGUGCAAGAAGAUGCACUCAACUUAUUUGAAAACAUAUUUACUCAAAUCGGGUUGACUAUACAAUCCAGUCAUCUUAGCUCUGCUAACCAUGUAUGGAGGAUCUUGAAGACACAUCCAGGGUCUCCGGGAUUUGUAUCCCAAUUGGUCCCUUACUCAGAUUACAUCAUAGGUUGUGAUUCCGCCUUUCCAGAAGAUGUAGAAGGUAAGGGUCUUUUGGUUUCUGGAGGAGAGUCUCUCUUGUCAAAGGUGGUUGCAAGCUACUACUACCACCAUUUUGAAAUCACCCAAGUCGACGAAAUACCUAUCACCUUAUAUGUGUACAAUCAUGACUAUGAUAUUCUUAGGCCUGUCACCGUCAAUCUCUCCAAAUCAUGGGGCAACGGUCACAAUCGAGGUGUGCUAGGAUGUGAUGUGGGCUACGGAUUAUUACACAGGUUACCUGAAGUGGUGGGUAAGUUCCAGAACAACAGCAUAGUGGACGACGUGAUCUUUGAGAGCGAAGCUCAAAAUGCUGAAGCACGGCCAGCUCAGGGCUACACUGCGCCUCCUCCACCUCCACUGGGUGCUGUAAUUGCCCCAAUGGCUGUACCACGUCCGCCUGUUGCUCAACCACCUGCUGGAGGAGCGCCUCCGCGCAGUUCUGCCACCAAGAAAAAGAAGCAUAUUGCCAAUACAAAUGCAUUAGGGGGAUUGAGCGACUAUAUGAAUGAAGAGUUAGCAAAGUCCAAGGAAUUGGACUCACAAAAUAACAGAGGAAGUAGUGAGUCGUUGCCUCCACCUCCUCCACCAACUAAGUCUAGUUAAUAGUAAUGACAUGAGAACUUAUACAAUAUGAAAUUCACCUAUAGUACAUACCAACCCAAUGCUUUUA